Molecule: messenger RNA, 2931 nt
Organism: Sorghum bicolor (sorghum)
Lineage: Eukaryota; Viridiplantae; Streptophyta; Magnoliopsida; Poales; Poaceae
Product: protein fluG
Exons: 18
Coding region: 182-2710 (842 amino acids)
Molecular function (GO): hydrolase activity; glutamine synthetase activity
Source: RefSeq, a predicted model, not a curated record
UCGGCACUCCGUGCUGCCUGCCGCCGUGCGUCGUUCGCCUCCGCCAAUCCGGCUGUCCACCCCCGCAGACAGAGCCACCGGUACCGCCGCUUCGGUCAAACGUGACCUCGACUCUGUGACUCCCUCCGCCUCCCUCGAGGCAGCGAGCGCGAGCGGCGGCCGGCGGAGACCGCGGAGGGAGAUGGAGGCGAGGUACGAGGCGCUGCGGCGCGCGACGGAGGAGGUGGCGGCGGUGGACGCGCACGCGCACAACCUGGUGGAGCACGGCUCGGCGUUCCCCUUUCUCCGCUGCUUCUCCGAGGCCGAGGGGGAUGCGCUCGCGCUCGCGCCCCACUCCCUCUCCUUCAAGAGAAGCCUGAGGGACAUUGCUGCAUUGUACAACUGCGAGCCCGUACUUGAGAAGGUGGAGAAGUUCAGAAGUGCUGAAGGAUUGAGAUCGGUUGCCUCCAAAUGCUUCCAAGCUGCCAACAUAUCUGCCAUCCUUAUAGAUGAUGGCAUAGCAUUCGACAAAAUGCUAGACUCGGAGUCUCACAAGGCAUUUGCUCCUGUAGUUGGCAGAGUUCUGAGAAUAGAAAGGCUAGCAGAAAUAAUCAUCAAUGAUGAGUCAUUUAGUGGAUCAAGCUGGACACUGGACUCAUUCACUGAAAGCUACAUAGCUAAGCUGAAUUCAGUUUCUAACCAAAUAGUUGCAUUAAAAAGCAUAGCUGCAUAUAGAAGCGGCUUAGAGAUCAAUCCCAAUGUUAGCAAGACCGAUGCAGAGGAUGGUCUUCGUAAGGAGCUAACAGGUCCUAGGCCAUUUCGGAUUACAAACAAGAACCUGAUUGACUAUCUAUUUACCUGCAGUCUUGGAAUUGCUGUUUCACUUAACCUGCCAGUGCAAAUUCACACAGGUUUUGGAGAUAAGGACCUGGACUUGCGAAAGUGCAACCCACUACAUUUGCGUGCUGUUCUUGAAGACGAAAGAUUUGCUAAGUGCCAAAUUGUUCUUUUACAUGCUUCUUAUCCAUUUUCUAAGGAAGCAUCCUAUCUUGCAUCUGUUUACUCCCAGGUCUACCUUGAUUUUGGCUUGGCAAUUCCAAAACUUAGUGUUCACGGAAUGACAUCGUCCCUGAAAGAGCUUCUGGAGCUUGCUCCCAUAAAGAAGGUCAUGUUCAGUACAGAUGGAUAUGCUUUUCCAGAGACAUAUUAUCUAGGUGCAAAAAGGGCACGGGAUGUUGUUUAUCGUGUCCUAUCUGCUGCAUGUGAAGAUGGAGACCUUAGCAUUCAGGAAGCCAUCGAAGCUGUUGAGGACAUCUUUAGAAGAAAUGCAUUGCAUUUGUACAAGUUAAAUGUUGACAACGGAUCAAUAAAUCAUGAAACCACCAUAGUUGGUGACAGUGUGUCAUUGUCUUCUGUUGAAGAAGAUGUGCUCUUUGUUCGAAUAAUCUGGAGCGAUGCUUCUGGUCAAUAUAGAUGCCGCGUUGUGCCAGCUAGACGAUUUUAUGAGAUUACAAGGAAUAAGGGUGUUGGUCUGACUUUUGCAGCGAUGGGAAUGACUUCAUUUUGUGAUGGCCCAGCAGAUGGGUCUAACCUUACUGGUGUAGGCGAGAUCAGACUUGUACCAGAUAUGCCAACACUUGUUAGGAUCCCAUGGUCAAGACGCGAGGAAAUGGUGAUGGCUGACAUGCAAAUAAGGCCUGGAGAAGGCUGGGAAUAUUGUCCUAGAAAUGCCUUGAGGAAAGUCACAAAAGUUCUGCUAGAUGAGUUUAAUGUGACAAUGAAGGCAGGUUUUGAGAAUGAAUUUUUUCUUCGCAGAAAAUUAGUAAGUGAUGGAGUUGAGCAGUGGGUUCCAUAUGAUAAUACCAAUUACUGCUCAACUUCAGCAUUUGAUGGCGCAUCAUCCAUAUUGCAAGAAGUAUAUUCGUCCCUCAAAGCUUCAGGCAUUGUUGUUGAGCAGUUGCAUGCUGAAGCUGGAAAAGGGCAGUUUGAGAUAGCCUUGAAGUAUAUCUUGUGCACUCUCGCGGCUGACAAACUCAUAUACGCCCGUGAGACUAUUAAAUCGAUUGCUCGAAAGCAUGGACUGCUAGCAACAUUUCUUCCAAAGCCUGAUUUGAAUGAUCUUGGAUCUGGUUCUCACGUGCAUCUGAGCUUGUGGGAGAAUGAUCAGAAUGUUUUUAUGGGGUCAAGUAAAGAUAAUUUUCAUGGAAUGUCAAAAACUGGAGCACAGUUCCUUGCUGGAGUGUAUCAUCAUCUUCCAUCAAUAUUGGCAUUUACUGCUCCUCAUCCAAACAGCUAUGACCGGAUUCAGCCAGAUACUUGGAGUGGAGCUUAUCAAUGCUGGGGGAAAGAGAACAGGGAGGCUCCAUUAAGAACCGCAUGCCCACCUGGAGUGCCUCUUGAUUUAGUCAGCAACUUCGAGAUCAAAUCCUUCGAUGGUUGCGCAAAUCCGCACUUGGGUCUUGCUGCUAUUGUUGCUGCUGGCAUCGAUGGGCUAAGAAGAGACCUUAAGUUGCCUGAACCGAUUGAAUCAAACCCUUCUGACCACGCUUCCAAACUGAAAAGGCUACCGCAGAACCUGCAGGAAUCUGUAGAAUCGCUUUCUGCAGAUAAGGUUUUCCAUGAAUUAAUUGGUGAUAAACUUGUCACAGCUGCUAUAGCUAUACGGAAGGCUGAGAUCGAUCACUUCGCGAAGAAUCCAGGUGCAUUUAACGAUCUCAUCUACCGUUACUAGGGCCAAAGAACAGAAUGAGAGGCUACGUUUUCUUGGACAUGGCAAGGGGUUUCACUGUAUGACCAACCGAGAGACUAUGUGGACGAAUAAAUUUUGUUCCAACGGUUAACUUCGGAUUCUCAUAUCCUGUGACUGAACUUGAUACCCAGUGUUUCUCUUAUCAAAUACAGUAUAAAGGUUCUUUAAAAUGUGAAAUGAUAAGCACAUGUAAACUCUUGCUA